CUGCUAUGUCACAGUAUCACCAUGGCAAUAGAUGGAAAGGGGUUCCAUCCAUCCAGGCCCAGCUUCACAAUUGCUCCAGCAGCCUUUCCAUAAGACAUGGGGCCCGGUCAAGAUGGAUGCCAUGUCCUCUGCUCCGGCAUCUUCGCCUCUUUCCAUUUCAGCACCCUCCUGGGUCUCAGCUGCCUCUUUUUUACCUUCCCAUGCAGCUGGCUAGCCCUCCACGUCUCCUGGGCCUUUCCCAUUAUCUGUGCCCACCUUCUUAUCCCAACCAUUCUUUACUUCCUCCUCACCAGUUUCACAGACACAGGAAUCCUUUACAAAGGCAUUGACGAAGAGCUGAUGAACCAGGCUGUGACCAUGACCGAUGCCAACCAGCACUGGUGCAACAAAUGCCAGCUGUACUGCCUGCGCCACACCUUUCAUUGCUCCUGGUGCAACACCUGUGUGGAGGAAUUUGACCAUCACUGCAUAUGGGUGAACAACUGCAUUGGUCGCAACAACCUCCACUUUUUUGUCCUCUUUGUGGUCUUCCUGACUGGCUAUGAUGUGGUUGUCCUGGUCUCCUGCUUUGUCUACAUGGCCUACAACUGCCAGCAGGCUAUCGGCGUGGAGCAGAUUUGCACAAUUCUGGUGACCAUACCUGCUACCUUUUGCCUGGUGCCACUCCUUAUCCUCCUCUGCAACCUGAUCUGCAAAAACCUAGCCACUCAGCACAAAUCCAUGUCUAAGACUCCCUACUCCAGCCCUCGUCCUACUUACAAGCAAUACUAUCCAGCUUUCUGCAAAAGGCGGUGUGAUGCAAAAAAGUACAAAGCAAAGCCAGCCAUGGCAGCUGCAGGGACCAUGAACCUGGAAGCCAUGAACGCCUCUCAGCACCACCACCUCUCCUGGAUUUCUGACUCUGACAUGGCCCAUCCAGUCUCCUGUCCCCAUGACUGCUGUCCCCAGGACAUGUCCAGCAGACAGAAGGCAGUCAAGGCUGGACAGCACUUCCUAUCUGCCAUGGAGAACCUCCUGUGUCGAAAAGAGCCCCAGCUGGAAAGAGAAUCGGCAGGAGCACACACUGGAAAGGAGGGUGGAAAGAAAAAGAAAUGCUACUGGCAACUGACUCCCACAGACAGGAGAGUGGUGAUCCCCAUCCCAAACAUGCUGCGCUCAAUAGAAUUGCGUGACCCAGAUCAAGACAUACACUGGAAAUGCCAGAUCCAUGACAGCCUGAGAGACCCUCCCUCGCCCACAGCCAUGCUCCUUUCCACAUCCGACAUCUGAGGAGCAUCACAGAGGCUAUCUCUCUUGUGCACCAUCCACUGUAGUAGUUUUGUACUAAGAAAAGGGGAUUUUAAAAAACAUAACCCAAA
Messenger RNA from Sceloporus undulatus (fence lizard), 1358 nucleotides. RefSeq names its product zinc finger DHHC-type palmitoyltransferase 19 (gene ZDHHC19). Gene Ontology annotation, molecular function: protein-cysteine S-palmitoyltransferase activity. NCBI's taxonomy places the organism in Eukaryota, Metazoa, Chordata, Lepidosauria, Squamata, Phrynosomatidae. The record is from RefSeq and is a predicted model, not a curated record. The coding region runs from base 97 to 1269 and encodes 390 amino acids. Gene Ontology annotation, biological process: protein targeting to membrane; peptidyl-L-cysteine S-palmitoylation. The transcript has 9 exons. Gene Ontology annotation, cellular component: Golgi apparatus; endoplasmic reticulum.